This is a messenger RNA of Aspergillus japonicus CBS 114.51, 862 nucleotides long. RefSeq lists its product as uncharacterized. NCBI's taxonomy places the organism in Eukaryota, Fungi, Ascomycota, Eurotiomycetes, Eurotiales, Aspergillaceae. The transcript has a single exon. The record is from RefSeq and is a predicted model, not a curated record. The coding region runs from base 214 to 861 and encodes 215 amino acids.
UUGUUCUCUUUGUCUACCGCUACCCACAAUGCCAUUGCCAUGAUCAGCUUUGGAUGGCGGAAAGUCUCAGCUCAUUUAAGGUGCACACCCCCCCAGGCUACCGACAUGUUCCUCAUAACUUCUGCAUUACCAGAAAAGCCCCGACAGAUACUACCCCCCUGACGAAGAGCAAACUGAGAACUACCGCCAAGCUCCCCAAAACUGACAACACUUAUGUCGGAAGCGAAGAAAAGAUCCUCAAGCCAAGCGGGGCUCAGCGAUGAGGACUACGAGGACAGCGACGUCAGUGUCCACUCCGACAGUGACAGCCACUCCGACCAGGACAGCGAUGACCGGCACGAUGGGGUCGAGACUCGUCUGGUUAACGCCCUGCGCGAGGUCAGCGGCAACCGCCAGAAGACGGUCCCCCUGACGCCGCCGCCCGAAGUCGAUGAUGCAGGCAUCACUGACAGACAGCCGGACCGGGAGGAGGACCGUGAUUCGGCGGUCGACGCGGACGAUGAGCGGGAGACAUCGCCAUCAUCAGAGAAUGGCGACGAGAGCGACGGUGACAAGGAGAAUCGGCCCCCCGUGGAGGCGGAUGAGGAGUACGAGGAGCCCCAAGAGGGCGAGGAUGAAGGCGAAAAUGCCGUGAACAGAGAGACAUCCUAUGCGGGGGAGGCUAGCGGACCACAAUACCAGGAGAAAAGAAAGAUCAAAAGACGCAGGAAGUAUGAAGCAGAGGCCGACCAUUCUGAGGCGAUCCGCCAGAAGUACAUGGAGAUGCGGAAAACCCGCACCCCCAUUGCUUGUGACCGUUGCAAGGUGAGUCCACUCCAGUGGUGUUAUGUCUUCUCGUCCUAUCACAAAAUAAGGAAUUGAG